UAUCUAUCUAUUGAGUAUAUAGCAUAAUGAAAGCUUCAGUACAGUCUAUAUUAUAUUGUAUAACCAUUUAUGUUUCGGCAGUUGUGGCUUCAAGAUUGAACCAAGAGGUACUUGCUGUUGGAACUCAAUUCGAGGGGUUGAAGGAUAUCUAUGUAAAUGAUUUAUCCUUCUUGUAUUUACACAAGUCCCUUAUUGAUAUUGAAUCUCUUUCCAAUAGUGAGAAUGGUGUAUCCCAGUAUUUAAAGAAAUAUUUGGAAUUGGCUGGUUUCACUGUUGAAUUACAAAGAAUUCAUGAUGACUAUGAUGAGAGAUAUAAUGUUUAUGCUUAUUUAGGUUCCACCAGAAAUACCAAAGUAUUACUUACUUCACAUAUUGAUACAGUCCCUCCUUAUAUUCCUUAUAAUAUUGAAGGCACCAAAAUCUAUGGUAGAGGAUCUUGUGACGCUAAGGCAUCAGUAGCAGCCCAAGUUUUUGCAUUACUUUCUUUAAUUCAUUCUGGUGAAGUUAAAGAAGGUGAUGUAUCUUUACUCUUUGUGGUAGGAGAAGAAGUCAGUGGUGUCGGAAUGCAACAAGCCACUGAAUUAAAUGCUAAAUGGGAUGUAGCAAUCUUUGGUGAACCAACUGAAUUGAAAUUAGGAGUAGGUCAUAAGGGUAUAAUGGUAAUUGAAUUACAAGCAGAAGGUAAAGCAUCACAUUCAGGAUAUCCUGAAUUAGGAGUUUCAGCUUCAGAAAUCUUAAUUCCAGUUUUGAAUGAUUUAAUUAAUUUGAAAUUCCCUGUAGAUGAAUUACUUGGACCAAACACAUUAAAUGUUGGGAAAUUCGAAGGAGGUGUAGCAGCAAAUGUUGUUCCUGGAUAUGCUGAAGCAUUGGUCCUGGUUAGAAUUGCUACUGACAUAAAGGAAGUAGAAGAGAAAGUUUUACAAGUAAUUAAAGAUGUGCCUAAUUUGAAAUACAACAUACGUUCCAAGAGUAGUGCUCAACAUAUUGAUUAUGAUAUUCCUGAUUUUGACACCAUUGUAUUGGCAUAUGGAACAGACAUACCAAACUUACUGGUCCCAGUUCAAAAGAGAUAUCUUUAUGGACCAGGCUCUAUCCAUGUGGCCCAUUCCGAUCAUGAAUUUGUUGAGAAUUCUGAUCUCCUUCAAGCCUUCAAGGACUAUCAAAAAAUUACAAAGUAUGCUUUACAGCACAUAUAAAAUGUUUAAACGUUAUGUAUAAAUUUAUAAAUGUUUACAAUCUCUAUAUCCAUUAUAAGUAUGACAAUUUAUAACAGACUCAAACCAUGUAAUUUCUCACUCUAGCUAACACACUGACGAAC
Molecule: messenger RNA, 1318 nt
Organism: Scheffersomyces amazonensis
Lineage: Eukaryota; Fungi; Ascomycota; Pichiomycetes; Serinales; Debaryomycetaceae
Product: M20 family metallopeptidase
Exons: 1
Coding region: 27-1196 (389 amino acids)
Molecular function (GO): hydrolase activity
Source: RefSeq, a predicted model, not a curated record